UGUACAUAAUAAGAAAUUUUCUUUCAUGCUUGAGAACAGCACUUACCUCUACCACCCCCAUCUUCUAUAUCCAUUUCCAACUUGUACCAACUCAUCCCCAAGAUGAGGAGGGGAUCACAGAGACUAAUCCAUCUUCUCUUGGUAUGGUUUCUGCUUGCUGCGCUUCAAAACCGUUGCAGCAUUACCUUUGAGGUCCAAGCUACAGAAUCAGUUGAUUUCAAGCUCAGACCUGCACAACUCAGCUCUAGGUCAACCAGUGCAUACAUUCUAACUACCUGGGUUGAAGAGGGGAAGAACCAUAAAGCCUCAUCUGUUCCUAACCCGGUUGGAAAUCAUCGCCCACCAUCAAGGGGAUGAAUCAUCAACCACCAUUCUUGCCUUUAUCCCGUACAAACGGGGGUCAGCCAUCAAGGGGAUGAAUCGAUGAAUGGAAACGUUCAGCAUAAUAGGUUGGAAAGAUUCAGUGUUUUCCUUUAGAGGUGGUGGAGUUUAGACACAUUUGUGUAGGUUGGAAAAGUUUUAUGAUUUUAGGGGGUGAUGUUUGUACAAAGGAAUAUAUUUGAAGACUUCAAAUUCCAUGAGAAUUUAAGUAAUAAAUGUCUCCGCAAAUUUAAUUCUAAAAACAUCUAGAACAUUUCCAAAAGG
This is a messenger RNA of Cornus florida, 645 nucleotides long. RefSeq names its product CLAVATA3/ESR (CLE)-related protein 46. Bases 103 to 357 code for a protein of 84 amino acids. The transcript is spliced from 3 exons. The record is from RefSeq and is a predicted model, not a curated record. NCBI's taxonomy places the organism in Eukaryota, Viridiplantae, Streptophyta, Magnoliopsida, Cornales, Cornaceae.